Molecule: messenger RNA, 3255 nt
Organism: Echinococcus granulosus
Lineage: Eukaryota; Metazoa; Platyhelminthes; Cestoda; Cyclophyllidea; Taeniidae
Exons: 15
Coding region: 1-3255 (1084 amino acids)
Source: RefSeq, a predicted model, not a curated record
AUGGACCCGGAAACUGAGGUCGGAUUCGAAGAACUAAGAAAAAAAGUGGAUCUUAGUGCCUUAAUGGUAGAAGGGCUGGGAGUUAAAGGGAAUAUACCAGAGGAUGAGUUGAUCGAUUUCCAGGACGACGUCGCGCCAUCUGGUGAAUUCAUUGCUGAAAACUUCAAACAUGUUCAUAAAUUAUCACUUCUAAAGAACCUUAAAUUUGACUAUGUAGAGCUUGGUAAUGGGCUUCGUUGUAAUCAAAGGCUUUCAGAUAAGUUUAUCAAAUCUGAUAAUCCAAAAUCUGGUGACGCUGAUUCAUUUUUCGGGACAGUAGUGCAUGAUAUAGUGUGUAUAAAGACCUUAUCAAAAUCCACCCAAAUCUCGCUCCUAAAAACUCCAAAGCAUCAUCCAAAGUCGGACGAAGGCAGGACAACAUCUAAUGUCUUUGAUGCUAAGAGACUACACAAUGGUGAAUUUUCGGAAGUCCUAAGAAAAUGCCUUCGAAUCCGCUGGUGGCCGAGCAUCAUACCGACUCUCUCCAACUUCAUUCGUAUGCAGUCCGUUGUAGAUGAUACCUCUAUCACCAAAGCAAUACGAUUUACACCCAUGUUAUCCCACUAUGCUGCCCUGGGGUCUUUAUAUCUCAUCACAAUAGAGCUCAAUGCAAGCUUAGUACCUACCGUCAUCACGUCAGAUGUUGAAGACCUCCAAAUAGCAGAAUCAAGGGUCUAUGGAUUCGAAAACCGGAAAUGCGUUUCCAAGACUACAUGUAGUAAAAACCAUCUCUCGCUUUCCUAUGCUGCCAUACUUGGCUGGCUACUGAGUAAUGUCGUUGAUAUAGCGGAUGAUUUUGCUGAAAAGAUUGGAUUUCAGACCAUGGCCUCUUUGCAGCACAAAUACAGCUCUGAAGUGUCAAAGAGUAUUUCCACCACUAAAAAGGUUAGCGUCACCCUUACUACCCUCAUUAUGCUGAAAGAACAGUACAAUCUCUCUGAACUGCAGGAAUGGGUGACAAACACCUCCGUCAACCAGCUGAUUGAUGGAGUGAGUCACUACCAAGACCUAUGGAAUCCGAAUAACAUCCCAUAUUGUUCAAGUGACCACUCACUGGAUUCCUAUGUGAAUAUCCGACUUUUCAAUUGGCCUCAUAACCACGAUUCGAAUCAACUCGAAUCUGCCUUUAGUGAGGCAGUUGGAAUGCCAGGCAUUUUCUGGAGCAUCCAUGAUCCUGGCACACGAGAUCCAGUAAUCCAAGACUCAUGGACUCCGACAAGCGAUUUGAUAAACUCAGCUGCGCAAGACCUCUCCGAUGAUGUUCCAAUGGAGCUUGAUGGUGAGAUUUAUCAAGGCCAACCGGAGAGCACUCUUAUUACGUUCGAUCUACCGAAAAAUGCUAUGAGAGAAAAGAGGAAUGAUUAUUUCAUUCAGAUAUUCAGUUUGCUGGCAGGACUCCAAGUACGAGGUUUACACUUGGCCGGAUCGCGACUAGGAUGGAUAGAGGAUAAUCAGCCAGUGCUCGCCUUUUUAGCCCAUGGGCCUAGAACCAGAUGGUUUGGGCCUCGUUUUGACAAACAGAUGCCCUAUUCACAGUUGCGAUCGCUUGAAAUGAAUCCAAAAUCCUGGCUAAUAUCAAACAUUUUCACUGACAUAAUCCUUCUAGUUUCCACCGAAAUUGAAAGUGUUGGAUGGAUCAUCAGCAUUGCAUUUAACAAACUUGGAUACCGUCUUAUCGGUCUAUCUGCUAAUCAAACUCCACAUCAGCUACAGAGGGAUAUCAACGCAAAUAUGAUGGAUGUAUUGAGUAAACGUUUUGGAGGAGCACAUUUGGACAAGCUAGUGAAGUUCAUUAGCAUACCUUUCACACUCCUCAUCUUGCGACGACCAGAUGCACUCCGAUUUUCGGCAAGCCUACUGGCUGACCUAUAUAACCAAAAUCCUGCAUCUAUUGAGGAAUUGUUCUUUGUUACUGACUAUUCCAAGGGCCUAAUGGAUGCUCUAGACAUAUCGUACACUCACACGCUCCCUGAACUGCAAGUAGAAGGGCAAUUUCCCCAAGUUGAUCUUCCAGGUGAAAUGUCCGGGCCUUCAGAUUGUCCUUCAUUCACUUUCCUCGUUCUGCUCCCUAUCAUGACAUUGGAUCAGCUGUCAAACAUUGAGUACUACUGUAAUACGAUGUGCACCCCAGAAGAUGAAAAGGUUAGUCUGGAGGUGCACCAGACACUGCGAUUCGCCCGUCUCCUUGAACACCUCCUCGGUACACCGCAUGUCCCGGCGGGCCGGCUAAGGGCGCAGUGUAUCGCCGCUAAGUGGAUCAUGACGUACGAUCUCAGUGAUAGGCAUUGGAGCCUAUUUAAACGCAUGACUGGCGGUCGAGACCUCGCAAGGUUUCUUCCUAAACACACCCCAUUUACGUGCCAAGGAACCGCUAUUAUGCUGGUGCACGGUGCUUUCCUCAAGAGGAGAAUUAACAGGGCUAAAAGUGACCUGCAUUCUAGUCUCUUACACACGGAGAACACCACCCUUGUUCCCGCAAAAGAGCCCAGCUUCCAAGUGAUCCAUGCAAAACUUACGGCAAUCAUCAAGACGGGACGCUCUUGUGAGGUAGUAGACGUUGAAUUUGGCAGCCCUCUUCCCGUAUCCCCAAAUACGUACUUGAGCAAGCUGGCGGCUUUGAACAAUGUACUUUACAAUUGUGUCUUUAGAAUUUCCGAAAUGGUCACAAGAAGCUCGGGAAAGAUUAUUCUGCGACUUCAAAGAGUUAAUGCUAUACAAUGGCUUACAUUUCUUCGAGAAGACCACCAUCAAUCGUUGAAAUUUUUGGAUGAAGAAGCCUUUGAGCUCUCCCGAGUCUUAAAGAAUUUGAAUGUCAAAAUCACACCUCACUCUUCUAUUCCAAUAAAUGAGACCGAAAGUGAUUUGUCACUUGACUUGUCAACUGCUCGUUUUGCACGAAUGGGCGAAUCAAGAAGAAUCCAGGGGCCUGGUCCUCUGGCAAUGGUAUUGCAUUUUGUGGAACAUCACAGAUUCCAAAUGGUAGCUGCCAGAAUGGGCUAUCUUGGCCUACCCGAACUGAAAAGCCUUCAAUCAGCAGAUAUCGUAAACUUUGCUGGUGAAAAGAUGGAUACCAACUGGAAUGGCAUAUUGAGUGCGUUCACGAAGGACAUAUACAUGUCAGCAAAGAGAUUUGAGGCCAUGAAGGCAGCCUGGAUAAUGAAGGACUAUCUGCUGCCAGGCUAUGUGGGUGCCUUCGUUGAAGGAGACGUUUUGUAA